This is a messenger RNA of Acanthaster planci (crown-of-thorns starfish), 1974 nucleotides long. Its product is annotated as phosphatidate cytidylyltransferase 2-like. The record is from RefSeq and is a predicted model, not a curated record. Lineage: Eukaryota; Metazoa; Echinodermata; Asteroidea; Valvatida; Acanthasteridae. Gene Ontology annotation, molecular function: phosphatidate cytidylyltransferase activity. Gene Ontology annotation, cellular component: endoplasmic reticulum membrane.
UGUGGCCGGACUCACGUCAUUCUAUGGAUACGUUAAGCCCAAACACAGGCUUAACAAGCUAUUUUCUUCAACUGUAGAAAUAACUAGAGUUGUAAGAAAUAGAGGAUCUAACUGAGGAAUAAUGAGUGAGCUGAGACAUCGCGAAGGGCAAGUAACACAGGGAUCAUUAAGUAGCGAUCCUGAAAAUAAAACGAAGCUGGUGAAUGAACAAGCCAAGACAGACGUGACGACGGAAGUACAUAAGCCAGCCUCUGGCUGCACACCUCCAGAUGGAAUACAAGAAACUUUGCCACAAAUAGCUGAUCCGCCAAUCCCUCCUCAGAAGGACACUGUACCCUCCAUCUUGAAAGGUUUUUCACCGAGAUGGCAGAAUUGGUUCAUUCGAGGAGGUUUCUCCAUCAUUAUGGUAGCAGGCUUUGCUUUCAUCAUACAUUAUGGACCCGUAGCAAUUACUGGCCUUGUCUUGCUUAUUGAGAUGAUGUGUUUCCACGAGAUAAUCACCAUUGGUCAUGCUGUCUACCGGUCACAAGACCUUCCCUGGUUCCGCACACUUAGCUGGUACUUCUUGCUGUGUGCCAAUUACUUUGUAUAUGGCCAGAGCAUGAAGGACUACUUUGGCAUCGUGCUUCACAGAGACCUGGAAUUCUUGCAGCCGCUGAUCGAUUACUAUCGUUUUAUUGCUUUCUGGCUUUACAUGUUUGGCUUCAUGUUGUUUGUGCUGUCACUAAGAAAAUCCCAAUAUCUGGUUCAGUUCACGCUGUUUGGUUGGACACACAUAGCCCUCCUGAUUGUUGUUACUCAAUCCAACCUGAUUGUUCAGAGUAUGUUUGAAGGAAUUAUCUGGUUUCUUCUCUCAACGACAUCUGUCAUCUGCAAUGACAUCAUGGCCUACUUGUUUGGCUUUUUCUUUGGCCGUACUUCACUGAUAAAACUUUCACCCAAGAAAACCUGGGAGGGAUUCAUUGGUGCCUGUUUCUCCACUGUCAUCUUCAUCGUCAUUCUUGCCAACAUCCUCAAACGCUACACCUUCUUUGUCUGCCCUCCUGAGUUUGAUGAUGAGAAAGGCGAGUUUGUAAUGGACUGUGAACCUUCUAGCACCUUCUACCCAAGAGAGUACAAUGUACCAGUCUUCAUGCAGAACUCACUGGCUUUGGUUGGUAUUGAAUGGCAGACCUUCACAACCUUACCAGUGUACAUUCACGCUGCUGUAAUUGGCCUUUUUGCAUCUUUGGUGAGCCCCUUUGGUGGAUUCUUUGCUAGUGGCUUCAAGAGAGCAUUCAAGAUCAAGGAUUUUGGUGAUGUGAUUCCAGGCCAUGGAGGAAUCAUGGAUCGUUUUGACUGCCAAUUCUUGAUGGCCUCUUUCCUCUAUGUUUAUCUCCACACCUUCCUGAAGUCUGCCUACCCGCAGAAGCUGGUCCAGCAAAUAUUUCAACUGAGUGCAGAGGAUCAACUGAUGGUAUACAAACAACUUACUGAACAUCUGAAUAAGACUGGUGUCUUGCCAAUGUGAAGGAGCUCCUGGACAAGUUGAAUCAGCAGUAAGUACAGGAAACAGACCUUGAUACUUGAUAAAAAGGCUGUGUCUGAACAGGCAUUGUAUAUGGGGCUACAGAUAUUCAUUGCAUUGCAGUUUCAAAAACUGAAGCCGUAGCCACAUUAUUGCUGAUUCAGACAUAGCCUAAAAUUUGUGGCUGUAGAAUAUAUAAAUAGGCUGUGCCAUGGCUUGCUUGUAACCACUUUUUGGUCAAAGCAGCUUAGAAGCUCAAGGUUAUUUCAUAGCACCUGUUGAGACUGAUUAGUUGUGUAGCAAUUCAGUAACAUUAUCACUGCUACCAGAUGAAUGUCCUCAUCCUGCCUCUCAUCCAAGCAAUUUACACUAAACAAACUUCGCAGAUAAAGCCUUGUACAUGUAUAUUUUGUGUUGGUGUAUAUUAACCAUAUGCUGCCGGGUUUAAUUUGAAGUUGCAUGAUGUA